Messenger RNA from Anopheles funestus (African malaria mosquito), 2011 nucleotides. It is a transcript of the gene Parg, whose product is annotated as poly(ADP-ribose) glycohydrolase. The record is from RefSeq and is a predicted model, not a curated record. Gene Ontology annotation, cellular component: nucleus; cytoplasm. Gene Ontology annotation, biological process: carbohydrate metabolic process; ATP generation from poly-ADP-D-ribose; regulation of DNA repair. Gene Ontology annotation, molecular function: poly(ADP-ribose) glycohydrolase activity. The coding region runs from base 273 to 1919 and encodes 548 amino acids. Lineage: Eukaryota; Metazoa; Arthropoda; Insecta; Diptera; Culicidae. The transcript is spliced from 2 exons.
GCACAAAGAAACGAAAAAAAAACAUAUCAGCGUUUGACGUUUCUUGUGACAUUUGUCAAAUCAGGUGAACAAAUGCAGUGAUUCAAGUUGCCGGGAAAGUGCAAAAUAUUACCAUAUUUCGCUUUCUCUUGUUUUUCGCUAGUAAAUGUUGGUGUUUUUGUUCAAAAUAAAAUCGGUUUAGCUGGAGUUCCAAGUAGCUCGAAAGCCAGAUACUCAAUUACGGGCAGCAAAAUAGUACGAUCAACAGUCCUGCACACGGGGCGCCCAAAACAAUGGAAGCUGGUACAUCAAACGAUUGCUUUAAAGAAAAUUAUGUUCGAGGAGCGAGUACGGGCGAGAACCGUGGCUGUCCGUUGGAAGCAAUUUACCACCAUCGGAAUGAUCCGUACGAGCUGACCCAUUUUGCUGCAAUCGACCGUAACGAGCAUCACACGGUACUGUACGAGCUACCGUUCCAGGCACAUUCGGACAAACCGCCCGCCCCGUACUGUAGCCCAAGGGCCACGUCAAGCACUGGCGGCAUUCUGCGACUCCCGACCAUGUCCCGUUGCAUGAUGCGGAACGCGGACGGGUCACACGCAGUCGAAAAUCGAUGGACGUUGGUGUGCCGGGCGCUAUCGAAACCGAUUGCAAACUCGCGGCAACUAGAGGACACAAUCGUGCAGUACAAUCCGGACUACAGGACGCAUUUUCAGUUCGUUGCGCUGCACAAACUGUUUGAGGAGCAGUGCGAUGAUGACGAGCGGGCUGCCUUCUUCGGUGAAACGUUACCACGGCUGGUAACGCUCGCCCUACGGCUAACCGAGCUGAUACGGACGCCGGUACCGUUGCUGGUGCAGUGGCAAAAUCAUGCCGUUUCGAUGACGCAGGAACAGGCCGCCUGUCUGCUGGCGAACGCAUUUCUCUGCACCUUUCCCCAGCCGAAGGCGGCCCACGCGAAAAGCUUUCCGGGGUCGAACUUUGCACCACUGUUUGCCGGCACCAGCCAGUCGGUGGUGGAGAAGAUUAAGUGUCUUUGUCACUACUUUCGGCGCGUUUGUGUCCGCAUGCCAACCGGUGUGCUAACGUACGAGCGGCGUUACAUAGCGAAAAACCACGUCCCAGACUGGGGCACCGUGUCGGCGUGCUUUGCCCGCAAUCGGCCCUCGCUUCACGUAUCACCGGACGGUACCAUCGAGGACCAGGGUACGGGCCUGUUGCAGAUGGUGUUUGCGAACCGCUUUCUUGGCGGUGGUGUUAUCGGGCACGGUUGCGUGCAAGAGGAGAUCCGGUGCGUCAUCAAUCCGGAGUUGCUGGUCGGUCGGUUGCUGUUCGAAUCGUUGCGCGAAACGGAAGCAUACUUUGUGCUCGGCUCGGAACAGUACUGCCGGUACGCGAACUAUGCGUCCAGCUUCACCUUCGAUGCGGACCAUCGGGACGAAACGCCACGGGAUGCGAGCGGACGGCGACGGUGCUACAUUGUCGGGCUGGAUGCGCUCCGGAUGCAGCCGGGCAUGGACCAGUACGAGGAGCGAGCGGUGCGCCGGGAGCUCGGUAAAGCGUACGCCGGGUUUGUGGAUGGGUUCGAGGGCCGGUCGCCAGCACCGGGGAUCGCCACCGGCAACUGGGGUUGCGGUGCGUUCGGUGGCCAUGCACCGCUCAAAGCGCUGCUACAGCUGAUGGUGGCCUGCGUCGUCAAUCGACCAUUGCUAUACUUCACCUGCAACGAGGCCGGUCUGCAGGAGCGAUUACUCACCAUGUACAGCUUCCUGACGGAGCGUCGUGUUGCCGUUGCGACGCUGUUCCGGCUGCUGGUGCGUUACGGUGCCAAGGGAUCCGGUACGGUUCGAUCCAACGAGCAGGACGUGUACGACUAUCUGUACCAACAUCUAAAGCCGGGUGGGGGCGGUUCCACCGCGACGCUACCCAAUCAAUUGUAAGAUUAUUUUAUAUUUUAUUAUGAGCUAAUAACAAAAUGCAAAUGAAAAACAAAACAAAAACCCAUCGUCAUUUCAUUUCGAACAGUUUGUUA